Molecule: messenger RNA, 2088 nt
Organism: Melozone crissalis (California towhee)
Lineage: Eukaryota; Metazoa; Chordata; Aves; Passeriformes; Passerellidae
Gene: AGPAT4
Product: 1-acylglycerol-3-phosphate O-acyltransferase 4
Exons: 10
Coding region: 231-1364 (377 amino acids)
Cellular component (GO): endomembrane system; mitochondrial outer membrane
Molecular function (GO): 1-acylglycerol-3-phosphate O-acyltransferase activity
Source: RefSeq, a predicted model, not a curated record
CCGCCGCCCGCUCCCGGCGCCCCAGCGCGGCACGCGUGCCCAAGCCCGCCGGCGCCAGAAUCAGUGAGGUUGGAAAAGACCUCAGAGAUCGAGUCCAGUCUGGGACAGAGCACCACCAUGUCAACCAGACCGUGGCACUGAGAGACAGAUCCAGUCUUUCCUUUAAACACCUCCAAGGUUGUCUUCUGAAUUUUGUGUCUGAAGGUAUCCUCUUGCUUUCUCAGCAAAUCAUGGACAUCGUUGGCUUUCUGAAGUCGCAAUUCAUUUGCCACCUUCUGAUCUGCUACAUAUUUAUAGUGUCAGGACUGAUCAUUAACUUCAUUCAACUCUUUACACUUAUACUUUGGCCAAUCAACAAGCAACUGUUCAGGAAGAUCAACUGCAGGCUGGCUUACUGCAUUUCAAGCCAGAUGGUGAUGUUGCUGGAAUGGUGGUCAGGCACCGAUUGCACCCUUUACACUGACCCAGAGAGUUACCACAAGUACGGGAAGGAGAAUGCCAUCGUAAUCCUUAAUCACAACUUUGAAAUUGACUUUCUCUGUGGUUGGAACUUUUGUGAGAGAUUUGGGGUCUUGGGGAGUUCCAAAGUGCUUGCAAAGAAGGAGCUCUCCUACAUGCCUAUCAUUGGUUGGAUGUGGUAUUUCCUAGAGAUAGUUUUCUGCAAGCGCAAGUGGGAGGAAGAUCGGAAAACUGUGGUGCAGAAGUUGCUCAAUCUCCGGGACUACCCUGAAAACUUUUGGUUCCUGAUUCAUUGUGAGGGCACAAGGUUCACAGAGCAGAAGCACCAGAUCAGCAUGAAGGUGGCUGAAGCCAAAGGGCUGCCCAAGCUCAAGUACCACCUCCUGCCACGAACGAAGGGAUUUGCUGUCACCGUGCAGUGUUUGAGAAAUGUAGUUUCUGCAGUCUAUGAUUCUACCCUUAAUUUUAGAAAUAAUGAAAAUCCAACAUUGCUGGGAGUUCUAAAUGGAAAGAAAUAUCAUGCAGAUUUAUAUGUAAGGCGGAUUCCACUAGAGGAUGUCCCAGAAGAUGAGCAGGAAUGUUCUACCUGGCUCCACAAACUGUAUCAAGAAAAGGAUGCAUUCCAGGAGGAAUAUUACCGCACAGGAACCUACCCAGCAGUCCCGACAGUGCCACCCCGUCGGCCAUGGACACUUUUGAACUGGCUUUUCUGGGCCUUAUUGCUGCUCUAUCCUUUGUUCCAGCUGCUCAUCAACAUGAUCAACAGUGGAUCAUCACUGACACUGGCUAGUUUUGCAUUUGUCAUUAUAAUAGCUUCUGUCGGUGUCAGAUGGAUGAUCGGGGUAACGGAGAUUAACAAGGGCUCCACCUAUGGCAACAAUGACAACAAGCAGAAACAAAAGUAGCACCUUCAGAGACUGCUUCAAUCCAAAGGGAACAAAUGCAACUGCUGAAAACUCUUAAGUGCAUAUCACGGUCCUUCAAGUGAAAUCCGAGGAUGAGUAAUUGCCGUGCAUAUCUGAAUUUGUGCUCCUGUUGUUUUUCUCUGGGGUUUGGGCUGGAUGACACGCUGGAAGGAUGCACUCCUUCGUAUACUCUCAACAACAGGUUUGCACAUGUGUGGUUGGUUUGUUUUCCUAUGAAGUGUCUUAAGUUUUGAAGGAAAAAAAAUUCCAGUGUGCUUGUAUGAAGAGACUCUACCUGGAAACUAACCAGAGGUGCAAGCUUUAAUGUCAGAAGAUUGUUACAAGAUGAUUAAACUUGAUAGUUGUGUAGCUCACACAGUUUAACAACAAUAAUCUGUCAGUGUUUAAGCACAGCACAGCGGGAUGCUGUGCUUGGUUAUAGCAGUGUUGGACUGAAGCAGCUCUGCUGGGCUGGCAGAACUGCAGAGAGUUUUGUACAUGCAGAACCCGUUCCCACAGUGUGCACUACAUGGGCCCUUCAGAGCUUCAGCCAGAGCCUGCCUGGACAGCCACACAUCGGAGCCUGGCAGCAGCAGAACCUGGAUCACAAUUUGGCUUUGUGGCCUGAGCAGAGCUGAGUUACCACUGCCCUCUCUUUCCCCAGGCCAUACAUCCCAGGGAUAGCUGAAACCUCUAAUUCUUCAGAGUAAAUGUCAUUUUUAGU